Molecule: messenger RNA, 2622 nt
Organism: Rotaria sp. Silwood2
Lineage: Eukaryota; Metazoa; Rotifera; Eurotatoria; Philodinida; Philodinidae
Source: the annotation of a GenBank genome assembly
AUGAUGACAAUAAAAGGCAACACGUUAGCUGUAUCAUCAUUCAAUAAUUUUAUGUUAACUCAUGUUUUUAAUAUGAAAGUAUAUGACCGAAUGAUCUAUGAAAUGACCAAAUUUGAUGCAAUUCUUGUUAUCAAUACAAAUAAUAAUAAAAAUUCAGGUAACAAAAACAUCAAAUGUACAUCAAAUGAUAAUCAACUAAUUCUUGAUGACUCACACAAUACAUUACCAGAUAUUGAUAAUAAAUCUAACGAUACACAAUCCAAUAAAUUAAAUCCAACAUUGAAUUACACUGCAAAUAAUACAAGAUCCUGCAUGAAAAGGAACAAACAUAUUAUGAUGAACAUUCAAACUUUUACUAAUGACUCACACAAUCUGCCAACAGAGAAUGAUAAUAAUAUUGAUAUUGGACAAUUAAAUCAAAGGGUCAUGACAUCAAAUAACCUUCAAAGAAUUGAUAAUAUUUCAUCUAAUGAAUUAAUUCAUAAGAACAAUAAACUAGAAAUUACACAAUUAAAUGGAUUAGAUACAAUUAUUGAUAAAUAUGUAAAUAAUACAUUUUUAAGCAAAGAAAUGAAUAAACACACAUUUAUUAAUAAUGAUGUAAUUAAUGAAGAUUCACAUAAUCAAGCACUUAAAAUACAAUUGAAGUCAUCUCCAGACAAUCAUCCAGAUUUAGCUGCUACACAUUUUAAUCUUGGUAGAAUUAAUUUAAAACUAAAUCAAUACGAUAAUGCAUUAGAACAUUUUCAAGCGUCUGAGACAAUUAUGACUAAAAUCUUUAAAGAAGAUCAUCAUGAUCUUGAAUUAUUAUAUUUUUAUAUUGGUGAUGCUUAUCUCUUACUUGAAAGUUAUCAAAAAUCAAUUGAGAAUUGUGAAAAAUCUCUUCAAAACCAACUGAAAAAUCCUAAUGUAGACAAAGAUCAUUUAGCAACAACAUACAGAUAUAUGGGACUAGCUUUCAAUAGACUAGGUAAAUAUGUUGAAUCAACAAAGAAAUUUAAAAAAGCAUUGGAAGUUCAAUCAGAAUUACAAAAUCAACUUGAAAUGAUAGAAAUUAUUGGACAUAUUGGAGAAAACUAUCAUAAACAAGCUAAUCACACCGAAGCAUUGAAAAAUAAUAAAAAAGCAAUUGAAAUUCAAUCCAAUUUGUCUCCAAUCAAUAAUAUCAACUUAACAACAUUGUAUAGCAAUAUGGCAUAUGCAAAUUUAGCUAAUAGAAAUUAUCAAGAAGCAAUCACAUGUUUCAAAACUGUACUUGAAUUACAAUCAAAAUAUUUAUCACUUAAUGAUUCAAAUAUUAUACGAACAUAUAACAAUAUUGGUUCUAUUUAUCGUCAACUUAAUGAUUAUGAUACUGCGUUAGAGUUUUUUACACAAGUAACUGAAGCAGAAAAAGUUUUACAAAUGAAUUCUUUCGAAUAUACAAAAAUAUUAAAUAAUAUUGGAUUCAUAUAUUGUCAACAAGAAAAAUUAACAAAUGCAUUAUAUCAUUUUCAAAAAGCAUUAGAGAUUCAACUAACAAUCAAUGAUAUACAACCGGAAGCUAUAGCUGUAAUAUAUAAUAAUAUUGCAAGUAUCUAUCUAAGACAAAAUGAAUUUGAUUUGGCAUUUGUCAAUGCUAAAAAAGUUCUUGAACAUUGUCCGAGAGUUCAUAAAUUACUUGCUGCAACAUAUGAUAUUUUAGCUCAAGUGUGUUCGAAACAGAAUCAAUUUAAUGAAGCUAUUAAUGCGUAUUCGAAUAAAAUUGAAAUAAUGGAAAAAACACAAUUUAUAAAUCCUCAAGAAUUGGCAAAGACUUAUAAUAACUUAGGAAUGGUUUAUAAUACCAUAUGUAAUUAUGAUAUGGCUAUGAGAAAUUUUGAAAUGGCACUUACAAUAGAAAAAGAAUUAUUUCCAUUGAAUCAUCCUACUUUUGCUAUAACAUAUAAUAAUAUUGCAAGUGUUUAUUCUGCUAAGGAAGAUUUUCGUAAAGCAUUAAAAUAUUAUAAUAAGGAACUUGAAAUUCGUUUAUUAUCAUCAGAUUUGAAUUCUGUAGAUCUAAUGAUAAACUAUAGAAAUCUUAGUGUAGUUUAUUACAAAUUAAAUAAAUAUGCUGAUGCAUUCAAAAUGAGUGAAAUGGCACGAAAAAUUGUUGUUGAAUAUACACCAUCGAAUGACAAUCAGUUAAUAUUAUUAUACAAUGAUUUAGAAGAAAUGUAUUAUAUCAAUCAUAAAUAUGAUAUUGCAUUCGAUAAUUACAAACAAGCAUUGAGAAUAGGAUGGCAAAUAUUACCAGCUGAUAACGACGAACUAAUAUCUGCCUAUAAAAAUAUUGAUCAAAUUUAUUUUAUGAGCAGAAUUACAAAUUCAACUGAUCAUUUAUUAGAAACGAAUUGUUUUACACCAUUAACAUAUAGUACUAUUGCGGAUAUAUUUAAUGAAAUGAAUCAAUAUGACAAAGCAUUAGUCUAUUAUCAAAAUGCAUAUCAUGCCGAAAUGAAAAUGACGUCACCGAAUCUUGAACACAUCGAAGCAUAUAAAAAUAAUAUGAAUACAAUGGAAAAUAAAACAUCUUAUUUUAGUAGAAAAAAAUUUAUUCAAUUAAUGUAUACAAUUUAUGAAUACUUAUUCAAUGCUGGCUAG